AAUAAAGUUAAGUGAGAGCAUACUGUACCAUUAUAUUUUAGUUUGAUUCUACCAUAGAAAAUGCAACCUAAAUCCAUUACUCUUUUACAAAAAAUCGAUUCUACAGUUGAUCAAUUGAUUAAUAAGUUUCAAAAUAUAUUUGAAGUAGCAGUCAUUAAUGAUAAGUCGAAGGAAUUAUUGGCAGUUGAGUCACUUACUAUCGAAGCGGAUGCUCUGACGAUUAUAAGACUUUGUGAAGAACUACUUACUAUCUCUCGUGGACUCAAAGAAACUUGGUGUUUAGGGACAUUAAAAGUUGAAAAUGGGAAGGAAAAUGUCGAGCAAUCAGAGGAAAAUGAUGAAGAUUUGGCCGCAGUUCAUGCCAAAUUUAAUCAACUUACAAACAAAAUUGCCCAAUUUGAAAGAAAGGGAACUGUAAUAUAAGAAAAUAAUGCCUAGAGUUAUUUUCUAUUAACUUGAUAUACAAGAAUUCUUGAAAUUAUUAAGUGCUCACUCACAUGAAGAUAAAUGUAUUCUAUGAUAAAUUUGA
Molecule: messenger RNA, 529 nt
Organism: [Candida] anglica
Lineage: Eukaryota; Fungi; Ascomycota; Pichiomycetes; Serinales; Debaryomycetaceae
Source: the annotation of a GenBank genome assembly